AUGGUCAUCAACGUUCCCACCGCCUCCCUCGAGGGACAAGUCGCUCUCAUCACCGGUGCCGGUCGCGGCAUUGGAAGGGGUUGUGCUAUCGAGCUCGGCAAGCGCGGCGCCUCCGUCAUCGUAAACUACGUUUCAUCCGAAGGCCCAGCGAACGAGGUCUGCGAAAUCAUCAAGGGCUUCAACAACGGUGCCAAAGCCGUAGCCAUCAAGGCCGAUGUCAGCAAAGUCAGUGAGAUCAACAGACUAUUCGAGGAGGCCAAGAAGGCAUUCGGAAAGAUCAACAUCGUCAUGAGCAACUCAGGAACCGAGAGCUGGGACGUGACAGAGGAGAUCAGCGAGGAGAAGUACGACCACGUAUUCAACCUGAACACAAGAGCUCAAUUCUUCGUUGGCCAGACCGCAUACAAGCACAUCGAGGAUAACGGCCGCAUCAUCCUCAUGAGCUCCAUUGCUGCCGGUCUUCUCGGUGUCAAGGACCACGCCCUCUACAACGCCUCCAAGAUGGCCGUCAUUGGUUUCAUCAAGGCCUUCGCAACCGACUUCGGAAAGCGCGGAAUCACCGUCAACGGUGUCGCACCAGGAGGUAUCAAGUCGGACAUGUUCACACAGAACGCCUGGCAUUACAUCCCCGGCGGUUCGCCUGACUGGCCAGCGGAGAAGAUCGAGACACUGAUGGCAAACCACUGCCCGCUUGGAAGGUGUGCCGUACCUGAGGAUGUUGCGAGGGUCGUCGCUUUCCUCGCAUCAGCGGACGGUGGCUGGGUCAACGGUCAAGUGCUGACCAUCUCCGGUGGAUCAUCGCAGUAA
Messenger RNA from Alternaria conjuncta, 807 nucleotides. Its product is annotated as Arp2/3 complex subunit, actin nucleation center. Gene Ontology annotation, molecular function: oxidoreductase activity. The record is from RefSeq and is a predicted model, not a curated record. Bases 1 to 807 code for a protein of 268 amino acids. The transcript has a single exon. NCBI's taxonomy places the organism in Eukaryota, Fungi, Ascomycota, Dothideomycetes, Pleosporales, Pleosporaceae.